Messenger RNA from Ziziphus jujuba (common jujube), 1120 nucleotides. RefSeq lists its product as uncharacterized. The record is from RefSeq and is a predicted model, not a curated record. Bases 451 to 927 code for a protein of 158 amino acids. Lineage: Eukaryota; Viridiplantae; Streptophyta; Magnoliopsida; Rosales; Rhamnaceae. The transcript is spliced from 2 exons.
CUCUCCUGCCAAAAAUGCAUCUCUCUCUCUCGCUCUUUCUAUCUCCAAAAACUCUCUACACUAUUCAUUCAUUUAAACUUGGAGAUUCCGUGGAGGAGAAAUAAAAAGCAAUCUCUCUGUUUGAUCAUAAUAAGAUUUGGGUUAUCUGUAAAUCUCCAGAAAAGAGAGGAAAAAGGGCUUUGAGUUUUUUUCUGGAAGAACUUGAGAAAGUACUAAAAGGGUUGCUUUUGGAUAUAGGCAAAGGGUUUGUUUGUUUGAAAUGAUUUGUAUGUCUGAGAUUUUCCUUGCUGAAGAAGAGAAAGUUGAAGAAGGAGAGUGGGAAAAAGAGAGAUAAAGGAUAGACACAUAAUACAUAGCCAAAAGCCAAAUUAGCAGAAGGGGGAUAUAAGAAAAAGAACAUAAAGAAUUAUUGGGAUUCAUUUCUUCUCUGCUUCUGCUGGGUUAUUGGCCAUGUCUGCUACAGUAAUCAGCGACCCAAUGGUUAUAACAGCACCAGAAACUCAACCAUCGGCAACAAAACUCAUUGCCCAGAUGGAAAUUCAAUUCGCUGAGUGCGAGUGCUGUGGACUUACUGAGGAAUGCACACCUGCUUAUAUAGAACGUGUCCGUGAGCGAUAUAUGGACCAUUGGAUUUGUGGACUUUGCGCUGAAGCCAUCAAUGAUGAGAUCAUAAGAUCUGAGAGGUUGAUCAGCACUGAAGAAGCAAUGACAAAGCACAUGAACUUCUGCAAGACAUUCAAAACCUCUAGUCCUCCACCAAAUCCGACAGUGCACUUGAUCUCUGCCAUGAGACAGAUUCUUAGACGAAGUUUGGAUUCUCCAAGAGCUUUGCGAUCAACUCCAAGUAGUCCUAAGAAAAUAGACACGGAAAUUCAUGGUCCAGGACUUACUAGAUCUGAAAGCUGUUUUCCUACUUUGACAGGUUGAUGGAAAGGUAUGGAAAUGGAGAUUAAAAAAUAAAAAAUAAAAAAGAGAGAGAGAGAGAAUGAAAGGUUAAAAGAGAGAUUGAGAAAAUCUGCAAUCUCCAAAUAAGUUCUUACAAAAAGUGGUUAAUGAUAGAUGUUUAAUGUAGUUGUAUCUAUCAAAUAUUAAAAUACAGAGCUUUUCUAUCUGAUUAAAA